This is a messenger RNA of Danio aesculapii, 1652 nucleotides long. Its product is annotated as ubiquitin-conjugating enzyme E2 Q2-like. NCBI's taxonomy places the organism in Eukaryota, Metazoa, Chordata, Actinopteri, Cypriniformes, Danionidae. The record is from RefSeq and is a predicted model, not a curated record.
CCAGAGAAGCGCUUCCGCUCCGCACCGAACACACAGAUCCCGGUUUCACCGAAACAUCAUGACGGAUUAACGGCAGGUCAGCGCUCCAACACCAGCAGAGCAGAGUCCCGGAGCCCCGAGCAGCGUCCAGCCCGCCGGCGGCUUCAUUCUCGCGCUGACACACACGCAAACACGGCCGCAGCUUUUGUCCGCGCCGCUUUUGUCCGCCGUUUGUCCGGUUCCUGCCCGGUUUCUGUCUCCCGGAGCCCGGAGAUGACCGGAGGAAGAUGUCGGUGUCGGGACUGAAGGCCGAGCUCAAGUUUCUGGAGUCCAUUUUCGACCCACAUCACGAGCGCUUCAGGAUCAUCGACUGGAAACCGGACGAGCUGAGCUGCCAGUUUAACGUUACCGGAGAACAGCUGCUCAUCAUACACUGCAACAUCACGGAGUCGUACCCGUCGACGCCGCCCAUAUGGUUUGUGGAUUCGGAUGAUCCGAGUCUGACUGGAGUUCUGGAGCGUCUGGAGGACGUCAGGAGGGGAAGCACACUGCUCCUGCAGCAGCUGAAGAGGCUGAUCUGUGACCUGUGUCGCCUCUAUAAUCUCCCUCAGCAUCCGGAUGUGGAGUUGCUGGACCAGCCGCUGCCUUCAGGGCAGCUCGGCACAACAGAUGAGGUGACGUCAGAGGAGGAAGAGGAGGAGGACAUGGGAGAGGACAUUGAUCUGGAGCACUAUGAGAUGAAGGAGGAGCCGGUGGAGGGGAAGAAGUCUGAGGAUGAUGGGAUUGAGAAGGAGAAUCUGGCCAUCCUGGAGAAGAUCCGCAAGACCCAGCGGCAGGACCACCUCAAUGGAGCUGUGUCUGGAUCUGUUCAGGCGUCUGACCGCCUCAUGAAGGAGCUGAGAGAAAUCUACCGCUCUCAGAGCUAUAAAAACGGUAUCUACUCAGUGGAGCUGCUCAAUGACAGUCUGUAUGAGUGGCACAUCAAGCUGAGAACUGUGGAUCCUGACAGUCCAUUACACAGUGAUCUGCAGGUGCUGAAGGAGAAGGAGGGAAUGGACUACAUCCUCCUCAACUUCUCCUAUAAAGAUAAUUUCCCCUUCGAUCCUCCAUUUGUACGUGUGGUGUCUCCUGUUCUGUCUGGAGGGUAUGUACUGGGAGGAGGAGCUCUGUGUAUGGAACUACUUACUAAACAGGGCUGGAGCAGUGCCUAUUCCAUAGAGUCUGUCAUAAUGCAGAUCAACGCCACUUUAGUCAAAGGAAAAGCGAGAGUGCAGUUUGGAGCCAACAAGAAUCAGUACAAUCUUGCCAGAGCACAGCAGUCGUAUAAAUCACUGGUGCAAAUCCAUGAAAAGAACGGCUGGUACACACCACCGAAAGAAGACGGCUAAAUGCAGAGAUGGACAGAGUUUCUCCUUCUCCUCUGCUUUCUCUCCUCUUUUCUUCUGUCUCCAUCAUCUCUCCAUCAGCUGUGCAGAGAUCUGCCAUGUUUCUACACACACACACACACACACACACACAUACACCAGAUCCAGCAACAUCUGACUGCUUCUGUUCAUUCCUGAGUCCUGAACAUACACACACACACACACACACACAGACAGAGAGUCAGACUGAACUGCUGGAGUGUGUGUGGAUGAACAUCUCUCGUGUGUGUGUGUGUGUGUGUGUGUGUG